Zophobas morio is the source of this 3127-nucleotide messenger RNA. It is a transcript of the gene Cyp4h10, whose product is annotated as cytochrome P450 4c3-like. Gene Ontology annotation, molecular function: oxidoreductase activity, acting on paired donors, with incorporation or reduction of molecular oxygen; iron ion binding; heme binding. The record is from RefSeq and is a predicted model, not a curated record. The transcript is spliced from 14 exons. NCBI's taxonomy places the organism in Eukaryota, Metazoa, Arthropoda, Insecta, Coleoptera, Tenebrionidae. Bases 137 to 3127 code for a protein of 996 amino acids.
CCCAUUGCAUCCAACAAGACCCAAUCUUCUUUGGAAAAACACUUGGUUAAAACUGGAACUUCUACGGGUCCUGCAAAAAUAAAAACAUACAGUGCGUGAGGUCGAUGAGCGCUGAACCGAAAUUCAAAAGUGUAAGAUGCUGGUAUUAAUUAUUGUGGGUUUGCUUUGUGCUCCAUUUGUGUGGUGGUAUUACGUUUUAUAUAAAUACAGAUCUGUAAAUAAGAUUCCUGGUCCCAAACCUUUACCAGUUAUCGGAAGUGCCAUAGCUGUUGGAGAUACCCCUCAACAAUUUUUAUGUAACCUUUUGAAGUUUCGACAGCAAUAUGGUACCGUCUUUAAAUUAUACAUAGCAAACGAUUUGAGAAUUCUCGUCAGUAACCCUGAGUUGAUGGAAUCCGUGUUGAGCUCAAAUGUACAUAUAACAAAAUCAAACGCCUACGAUCUGCUAAAAGACUGGUUAGGUACAGGGCUUCUUAUCAGUACAGGACGGAAAUGGAAGUCCCGUCGAAAAAUGAUAACACCUACUUUUCAUUUCAAAAUAUUGGAUCAGUUUUUGGAAAUUUUUAAUGCAUGUGGCAACACACUAGUUGAAAAAUUAUCGAAAGAAGUAGGAAAAACCUCCGUCGAUGUAUAUCCGUACAUAAAUCUGUAUUCUUUAGACGUAAUAUGUGAAACGUCGAUGGGUGUGAAAGUUUCAGUACAGCAAGGAGAAAACACGGAAUACGUAGAAGCCGUUCGAGGUUUUUUGGAUAUUUUCAUCACUCGAAAUUUCUCUACGUGGAAAAGAUUCGACUUAUUUUUCAGAAUGACAGAAAUGUAUCAAACUUUCAAAAAGUAUUUAAAAAUCAUGCACGGAUUUUCAAACGAUGUUAUUAGAAGACGACGCGAAGAAAAAUCAAAAGAAAAGUCACGACCGCUCUAUUCUGAUGACGGUACAAAGCGUAAAAUCGCUCUAUUAGAUAUGUUAUUAGAGUCUGAAGAUAACGUUACUCUGUCAAAUGAAGACAUCAGAGAAGAAAUUGAUACAUUUAUGUUUGAAGGACACGACACAACUACCUCUGGAAUUGCCUUUGCAAUGUUGGCAUUAGCGGACAAUCCAGAAGUUCAAGAAAAGGUGUACGAAGAAGUUAUUUCCAUAGUGGGAGAUGAGCAAAACGUUACAAUGCAACAUAUGCAAGAAACAAAGUACUUGGAGAUGACGUUGAAAGAAGUUCAGAGGCUUUAUCCGUCGGUACCUAUAUUUGAGCGUCGUUUAGAAGAAGACUGGCAGAUAGGCGAUUAUCUUUUACCAAAAGAUAUUUUUAUCAGUUUGUUCAUUUACGCCAUGCAUCAUGAUGAAAAAUAUUUUCCGGAUCCAGAAAAGUUUGACCCGAACAGAUUUUUACCAGAAAAUCAAUCGGAAAGGCAUAACUAUGCUUAUGUACCAUUCAGUGCAGGAGCUAGGAAUUGUAUUGGUCAAAAAUUUGCCAUGCUCGAAAUGAAAGCCACCAUUGUGAAAGUUGUCAAGAAAUAUCGUAUUCUACCAGUUCCUAAUUACAAACCACAACUAGGAUUAGCCGCUAUUUUGAAAUCUUACAAUGGAGUUUGUGUUCGACUGCAACCGAGAGAACAAAAAACGAUGUACGUGUUAACUUUCUUGGUAACUACAAUCGUGAUUUUAUGUACACCUUUGGUUUGGUGGUACUUCACGUUGGCGAAAUUUACUAGUUUGAAAAAAAUACCUGGACCUCCACCAUUACCAUUCAUUGGAAACAGCAAAGAUGUUGGAAAAACUACGGUUGAUCUCCUGCAGUCGUUUAUGAAUUUAAACAAAAAAUAUGGUUCAGUGAUGAAAAUUUGGCUAGGUCCGAGAUUACACUUGAUGAUUACUAAACCGGAAGUAGUUGAAUUUUUCCUGAAUUCCAACAUCCAUUUGAGUAAAUCUAACGGAUACGACCUUUUUAAACCAUGGCUUGGAGAUGGUUUAUUAGUAAGCACAGGUUCGAAAUGGAAACUUCGAAGAAAAAUGAUAACUCCAACGUUCCAUUUUAAAAUACUAGAGAAUUUUUUAGAAACAUCGUUUAACAAACAAAUCAAUAUACUUUUAGAUGAGUUGCUAAAAGAAGUUGCCAAAACGGACGGAUCUGUCGAAAUCCAUUCCAUAAUUAAUUUAUGUUCUUUGGAUAUCAUUUGCGAAACCGCCUUCGGAACUGAGUUAAACGCUCAGGCUAAAUGUAAUCCAAAAUAUGUAGAAGCUGUGACAGGAUUUCUGGAAAUCUUCACUUUACGAUUUUUUUCGGCAUGGUUGAGAUAUCCCUUAAUAUUUAGGUUCUCCGAUAAGUAUCACAAAUAUGUCGAAUACUUAGAAAUAUUGCACGACUUCACUACAAAUAUUAUUAAAAAACGAAAAGAAGAAUUCAAACUAUUACAGAGUAAUCCAAAAGUUAGCGAAGAGGGAAUAAAGCGAAGAGCGGCACUUCUAGACAUGUUAUUAGAAGUUUCAGACAACGGGAAAAAUUUGACUGAUGAAGACAUACGAGCAGAAGUCGAUACGUUCAUGUUUGAGGGACACGAUACAUCAACCACUGCUAUAUGCUUUGUUUUGUAUGCAAUCGGACAAAAUCCCGAAAUCCAGAAAAAGGUUUACGACGAAUUGAUAUCAGUCUUAGGUACAGAUUACAAGGACGAAAUUAAAUUUAAUCAAAUUCAAGAACUGAAAUACCUGGACAUCGUUAUUAAAGAAGCAAUUAGAAUUUACCCUCCCGUACCUCUCAUUGAGCGAAGUCUCGAAGAGGAUUGCACAGUCGACGGAAUCAAAAUUCCGAAAGAUACCAACAUUUCAAUAUUUUUAUACGGGAUGAAUUAUUCAGAGGAAGUUUAUCCGCAACCACAUAUCUUUGACCCUGAACGAUUCCUGCCUGAAAAUCAAGGAAUAAGACAUAAUUUCGCGUAUGUGCCUUUUAGUGCCGGCCCCAGAAACUGUAUCGGUCAAAAGUUCGCCCUGCUGGAGUUAAAAACCACCGUUGCGAAGAUCCUGAGAUGUUUUGAAAUUUCACCUGACCCUAGCAAGCCCCCAGAAGUUGGAAUGUGUUCAGUUCUAAAGUCAAGGAAUGGGAUACACAUGUACCUCAAAGCCAGAAAUAAUUAA